Molecule: messenger RNA, 549 nt
Organism: Triticum dicoccoides
Lineage: Eukaryota; Viridiplantae; Streptophyta; Magnoliopsida; Poales; Poaceae
Exons: 5
Coding region: 1-549 (182 amino acids)
Source: RefSeq, a predicted model, not a curated record
AUGAAGCCAUCCAGAGCUUGGAUGGGUGGUGUGAGAAGAAGGGCGCAUCUCGCCUGGUUAGGGAGCCAGCAGGGGAGGCUCCACAGGGAGCAGGCUGAUGGUGGUUCCAUCCCCCCAGAGCCCAACCUUACCCAAGGUCCAGCUCGAAACUUGGCUCUUCUUCGAGGUUUCUCUUCAGCACCAGUCACACAAAAUGCUAUUGGCACAUUGGAAUUGGCAAGUCCUGCAACAAGUUGUGGUAUACCAACGGUUGUGUCAACUGAAGGUAAAUCACCAAGCAGUUUACCCGUGCUGAGAAGUCCAUCCUUGGGCACUACAUUUGUUGCACCAGUCUGGCCCACUGUGGUCCGUAGCUUACCAAGCCGGUGUAAAAGCACUGCACUCACUUUGCUGAAGAAUGCUGGUUCCUCUGCUACACUGGGGUCACAGAUGAAACACCACCGAUUUUGUACCUUGGCUGGAGACCAGUCAGUCACAAAUUCAGGUAACUUGCCAUCACUUUUGUUAAAUACACCUGCUUUCUGCGAUGCCAACCUGUUGUAUGUCUGA